Aaosphaeria arxii CBS 175.79 is the source of this 555-nucleotide messenger RNA. RefSeq lists its product as uncharacterized. Bases 1 to 555 code for a protein of 184 amino acids. The transcript has a single exon. Lineage: Eukaryota; Fungi; Ascomycota; Dothideomycetes; Pleosporales. The record is from RefSeq and is a predicted model, not a curated record.
AUGCGGCUCUGUGUGUUCUGGGUGUCCUUCACCGUUGGCUCAUUGUUCGGGUUGCCCUUAGCCAGCUGCGGCAAUACGGAAUCCUCUUCGAUGGCAUCCGCACACAACAUAUAUCUAGUGACCUGUAACAAUCGAUCCGGGUCUGAUUCUCCCGGGGAACGUGCAUUCUCAGCGAUUGCCUACUUCCGAAAUCCCAUCAGCAAUUCCACGAAGGAAGAUGACCGAGCUCCGAAACCUGACCGAUCCGCCAUUGUUAGUGAUCCUUACGAACCAUGGGAAGGAGUCAAAUGGCGACUUAAAGUUUGGAGAGACAAGCUAUUCGCGAGCGAUAUAAGUGCAGACGCAGCAGCUAAACCCAAGGGCACGCCGACCGGUACCGUGAAAUUGGAGGAUGAGGACUACGUUUGCUUCCGUGAUGGCGAGACUUCAAUUAGAAUUAAAAAGGAGGAAGAUGAAAGUGGAAUCCUAAUUGGCACUGUUGGUAAAGUCGAAUCCGCUAGGGUGACUUGUGUUGCGGAUCACUGGUGUGCUGGCUUGAAUAUUGGUAGUGAUUGA